This is a messenger RNA of Symbiodinium necroappetens, 2553 nucleotides long. Lineage: Eukaryota; Dinophyceae; Suessiales; Symbiodiniaceae. The record is from the annotation of a GenBank genome assembly.
AUGCGGUCAAAGCCUCGCAGCUUGCUGAGCUUGAUCGGGAUCGUCCUCACCCUUGUGCACCUGCAGCGAACGGAGCGGCUCUUUCUUUGUCGAGGCCGUUCCCAGCGUCUUUUUCAAGCUCCAGGGCACAUCUGCUCGAGACAUUGCCUAUUGGCAAGGCGCAAGCUUCUGGAUGACAAAAUCAGCUUGCCACAGCCGCGACCAAUACAUGAUCCAUCAGAGGCUGGAGAUUGGGAGGAGGGGGGUAGUGCCAGUGGGCCAGAUGACGGCCUGCCGCGCUGGUUUCUGGAGUUGAACGUUGCAGGUUUCGAGCCGGAUCUAAAGUUUUACAAUAACUUCAUCGAGGAGGCUUCUAAGAAGGGUGACUUACGAGCAGCUGAACGCUGGCUCCAAAAUGCGAAGAAGGCAGGAGUUGAUCCUGACAAAUUCACUCUGGAGUUGCUGUUCGAGGCGGCGUCUAAGUUCGGAGACCUACAAGCUGCUUCAAGGUACGCUGUGGAGGCGGCCAGACUGGGUGCGGAGCUUGAUGAACCACUGCUUGGGGACCUUUUGCAAGAAGCAGCAGCUCAAGAACGCUUGGAAGUAGCGGAGGUCUUCUUUUCGCUGUGCGGGAAAAUUCCGAACAAAGCAACCAACGAGGCAUUGUUGAGAGCAGCGGCCAGCAGGGGUGACCUCGACGCCGGCGAGAAAUGGUUGCAACGAGCAGAGGUUGUCCCAAGUAUUGAUACACUGCGGAGGUUGAUGAAUGCUGCUGCCUCGGUUGGCAAUCUCUCGAUGACGGAGUUGUUCUUUGAGAAUGGAGUGCAGGCAGGACAAUCAGCUUUAGCACAAGAUUUGCCUUCCUUCAACGUUCUGAUAAAAGCCGCAUCAAGCGCUGGCGUUCCAGAGGCAGCUGAAUACUGGUUCAAGCAAGCAACUGCGCGUGGCUUGAAGCCCAGCUUAGUGACCUACACCACCUUGAUCAAAGCCGCAGCACGGGCAGGGGAUCUUCAGAGUGCAGAGGUGUGGCUGCAGGAAGCGACGAAGGAAGGUCUAGAGCUCGACAUCCAGAUCUUCACGGCCGUGAUGGACGCAGCGGCUCGCCAGGGCAACCUCUCCGCCGCCGAGUCCUGGUUCCAGCGUGCCGACUCUCGCGGUUUGCAGCCGACGCUAGUGACGUUCAACACCAUCAUCAGCGCCGCGGUGAGGUCUGGAGACUUCGUUUCGGCAGAAGAGUGGUUCAAGAGAUGCGAGAUUCGUGGCAUCAUCCCCAACAGAAAGACUUUUAGCAUAUUGAUGAAUGCAGCUGGGCGACAGAACGAUCUGAAUGCGACAGAACAUUGGUUCCAAGUCGCUCUGGCAAAGGGCAUAAGACCCGACAAUGUCAUGUUUAAGAGCCUCUUGAAGACAGUUGUGCAAAGUGGUGAUGUGCCUGCGGCCUCACGAUGGUUCGACACCGCGAAGCAAUAUCAGAUUCAGUUGGACAAUGCCUCAGUGGUUUCACUCGCGCAGACCGCAGCACGUCAGGGGAAGCAUGCCUUUGCUGUGUCCCUUGUGGAGGAUGGACACCGACAAAUGGGACUCAAUUUCAGCAUGAACACGUACAUCAAUCUGGCUCAGAUAACUGCCAAACAGGGAUUGAUGGCUACGGAAUCCUGGAUACAGAUGGCAUCUCAGCAUGGCUUAGGCAGGAACAUUGCCCUGUACAACGCAAUGAUAACAGCUUGUGGGAAGAGUGGCAACGCAACCGGAGCAGAGGCUGCAGAAACUUGGUUCGAUGAGAUCCGACGCGUGGGCCUUCGCACGAAUCUUCAGACCUUCAAUGCCAUCAUCAAUGCGGUCGGUGUGCGUGGGCUUCGCCCAGCAGAGCGCUGGUUUGCAAAGGCCAUCGAGGCAGGGCAUCGUCCAGACAUGGUGACGUUCACAAACAUGGUCAGCAUCGCUUCUCAGAUGGAUGAUGCUGAGUCUGCCGAGGGCUGGUUCCGAGCGGGUCUCGUUGCGGGGAUAAAGCCGGAUGUGGUGAUGUACACUUCCCUUAUUCAUGCAGCUGCCAAGUCAGGCAAGACAGAUCUAGCCGAGCAGUGGUUUCAGGAAGCUUUGUCAAGCGGAUUGUCGCCAGACGUCGUUUGCUACACGACCCUAGUCGAAGCACAUGCUAGAGCUGGAGACAUGGCCAAAGCGGAAGCCUACUUUCUGGAGCUGGAGUCCAUGCAGCGUUUGCCUACACUUCAAACCUACAGCGCGCUGAUCAAUGGGCAUGCCCGACUUGGAGAUGUUGACACAGCAGCCCGGUGGUUCGGAAGGAUGCAGCGCUGUGGGGUUGUAGCCACAGUCGUUCAGUACAACCAACUUCUUAGAGCCUGUGCAGAAGCAUCGCCGAGAGGCCCCACUGAAAAGGCCUUUGCGGAGGAGUUGUUCAGGCAAAUGGUCAGCCAAGGCAUUUCACCAACUGAUGGAACACUCGAGGCCCUCAGGUGGGCGGUAGGUGGUGCACGCUUCAAUGAGAUUCUGCUCCAGAAGCCUGCCAAGCAAAAAAGGGGUUCCGCGAGCCAGGCUGGUCUUUUCCGAAAUUAA